Molecule: messenger RNA, 7340 nt
Organism: Loxodonta africana (African savanna elephant)
Lineage: Eukaryota; Metazoa; Chordata; Mammalia; Proboscidea; Elephantidae
Product: interleukin-36 gamma-like
Exons: 4
Coding region: 813-1319 (168 amino acids)
Biological process (GO): positive regulation of gene expression; cellular response to lipopolysaccharide; cytokine-mediated signaling pathway
Molecular function (GO): cytokine activity; interleukin-1 receptor binding
Source: RefSeq, a predicted model, not a curated record
UGACCCCGCCCUUAUUUCUCAUGCAGCCCAGACAGGUCAUACUCGUGCUAAUGGUGUGAUUUCUUCCCCUGAGCUUUACAGGAUCUUCUGGCAAGAGGAACUGGCCUUCUUUCACGUUGUAUGGUUGUCACACCUCACCAAAGAAACUGGAGCCUCCCCGUGCUCUCCAGAUAAAUGACCCACACACUGUCAGAGCCUGUCAGAGCUCUUGGAAGCUGCUGGAGCUGCAGUUCAGUCCCCUGGACUUUUGAUACGGAUCCUUCCUUGUCAGGUGCAACAGAUAGCUGGAAAGUCCCCUGAAUCUGGACCUUUUUCUCUAGCUAUGCUUCAGGACUCGACCACACCAGGCUGGCUCAGUGGCUUGUCCUGUGAGGGACUAGCUGCUUCUUUUGAGGAGUUGGUGGGAUCCUGGCAGAGCUGCGCUGGCAUGGGGCCCUUCCCUGCUCACAGGUGGAAGCAGCUGCUGACAGAGGGAGGGUCUCUGGGAAGAGGAGACGCUGGCAUCAGGUGGUUGUGGGGUAUUUCAGGUCAAAAUCGGGCGCAGCCUUGGAAGUGCUAAGGAGAUAAUCUUAUUGGAUGGAUUCCUGGGUGAAGAAAAAUUCUACCUGGUCUCCUCUCCUUAAGGCUGCUUGAGGUUUUGUCCCAGGAGGGUGACUCAGAUCUUCUGACAAGAGAUUUGCGUCAGGCCAGGCUUUCCAUUACCCUGUCUAGAAUGAGGGCCUUAGGAACAAGUGUUCUGGGAAGGUCUUGGAAAUGUCUCCUGAGGCCCAUCUUACUAUCUCUGUCUUCACAGGUGCUGAGACAACCCCACCAUGACAGACAUUCAAAAAAAUCCUGAUCAUGGACAACCCCGUCGACAGGUGAUGGUUAACCCUCAGAAUGGGACUAUCUUAGAUUUGAAUCACCAGGUGUGGGUUCUUCAGAGUCAGACCCUUGUGGCAGUUCCACGGAGUGACAGUGUGGUUCCAGUCACUGUCACUCUUAUCCCGUGCAAGUAUCCAGAGUCUUUUGAGCAAGACAAAGGGACUCCAAUUUAUAUGGGAAUAAAGAAUCCAGAGAUGUGUCUGUCUUGUGAGGAUGUUGGAGGGCAGCCCACAUUGAAACUGAAGGUGGAGAAGAUACUGGAUUUGUACGACCAAGCUGCACCUGUGAAGCCCUUCCUCUUCUACCAUGACAAGAAAGGCAGGACCUCCACCUUCGAGUCUGUGGCCUUCCCUGGCUGGUUCAUCGCCUCCUCAGAAAUAGGCCAACCCAUCUUCCUCACUUCAGAACUAGGGAAAGCAUACAACACUGAGUUUGAUUUAUCUAUAAAGGCUUGAACUCAGCCUGGAGGUGGCAGCUUCGCCAGAGAUCUUUAUCUUCAAUCUUCUAAUUGCCAGUGUGUUUUCAUCUUUAUUAUUUCAGGGUUGAUUUCACACCCAUACCAAGAGGUGAACAGGGCUGCCAUUAUCAUCUCCUUUUGUAGGUGAAGAAGAAAUAAUGACUUCAUGGUAACUGAGGAAUAGAAUGUGGGCUCAGAACCAGGAGGGAUGGAACGAUAUUUGGUUCUCCUCUCCAGCUGAAGUUGUCUGGAUCAUAGUCAUCUAUACUAGUGACUUUAGGACCAAAAGACCACGGGGCCUUCUCCUGAGGUGUAUAUGAAGAAACUUCAAAGCUCAAAAGAAUCUUACCCAAGAUUGUGUAACUAGCAGACUAGCAUGAAGGUGAUCUUUGUUUUUGUUUUGUUUUCUUUCCUUUUUAGAUUAUAUCUUCUGUAGUCUUUAUACUUUAUAUAGUUGCCAGUGUUUCUCAAUGUGUGUUAUAUAUCAAGACCUUUUAAAGGAAAAUAAUUCUUGUGUUAAAUUAAAUUAUUUUUGUCCCAAUUUUAAUGUAUACACAAAGCCAAAUAUUCAUAUGUUUAUAUAAAAACAAAGACAAAACCGAUGUAAAAUGAAAUAAAAUAAAACAAAACAUAAACUAAAAUUAGCAGCAGUAAUUGAAUGAGGCCAUCACAGUGGUUAAGCCUGGGACUGGGGCUUUGCUAGAGAGUAAAGGGAUUUGUCAGUGGUGAUAGGAUGGAGGCAGGGAAUUAAGCACCUGAAAUGACACUGCUGUUCGACAACUCUCUUUAUGGUCUCGCAGCCUUGUUUUCUCCCGCUGCCUCUAGUCUUUUCAUUUUAGGCAUGCCUGCCAUCCACAUAUUCCUUUUAGAAACCACUGUAAAUUGCCUUUUAGGGAACAGAGAGCCUUGCUUUCCUACCAGUUAUGCUUCAGAUGAUGUAUUCUGAUGAAAUUUUGAAAGUGAUUUUGGGUGUAAUUGUAGAGAGAGGUAGCUCGGAUCUGAUUCUGUAUACAAUAAGUUUUUCUACAGUUGACUUCAAAACUACUAAUGUAGAAAAUGCUUGUUUGCUUAAAUACAUUCUACAAAAUAGCCAGAAAACCAAAAACCAAACCUGGUGCCAUCAAGUCGAUUCCAACUCACAGUGACCCUAAAGGACAGAGUAGAACUGCCCCAGAGGGCUUCCAAAGAGUGCCUGGUGGAUUCAAAUUGCCGACCUCCUGCUUAGCAGCCCUAGCUCUUAACUACUACGCCACCAGGGUUUCCUAAUAGGCUCCACUGCAACAGGUUCUACAAAAUAGCCCUCAUUAUUAAAAAAAAAAGUUUUCUUUUUUUUUCUACUUUAGGAAAAUCAGACUGCAUACUGUUAGGAAUACCAGUAAGCAGUCUGCAAGCAUCAAUUUAAUGCAGCGUCUCUUGAUUCUUUAACGUUUUCUUCUGCAGCUGAAUGUACUUCUAGCACUACAGUUUUAUUAAGAUCAACAUUAAAAUGGGCAUCUAAGCUAAUUAGUUCUGGAAUAUCAAAUAGAAGAAUUAGUCAUUGAAUAUUUACUGUUAUACUCACUGCUAAUAAAUGGCAGUAGGCAGUUACAUAGACAGUUGGGAUCUGAUGACACAUUUAUUAUGACAGGAUUGUGGCCCUGAGUGCUGUAGAGCGUCCGCCUCCCACCACUGGCUGUGAUUAUUCAGUUCUCCCUCCUCCUUGCCUGCUUUGAAAACCUUUUUCAUGCAGGACACUAGGACACCUUGGACUGUGACUUGGCACAGAUGUGAGUUCAAACAGAAUCUCAAAUACGAGCUCAUGUGGCUGGCCUUGGGGAUAAGGUGGUCGCUCUGAUGAUCCAGGGUAGGCUCUUAUUACAUGGUUAGAGUAUAAUCAAAAUGAAAACACCAAGUUACAAUAAUCUCAUAGGCAGCUUGUGGAACCGAGACACAGACUUCCACGGACCCUGGUUUACACAUCACAUUUGACAGAUAGUGCACUAUGCCCUGGCUUGUGAAACCACAGAAGGCCUCUGUGGGUGGUGUUACCCUUGUUUUCAGUUGGUUGUCCUGGUCCACAAGGAGGCCUGGUGGUGCAGUGGUUUAAAAGCUCAGCUACUAACCAAAAGUUUGGCUGUUCAAAUCCACCAGCUGCCCUGCGGAAGAAAGAUGUGGCAGUCUGCUUCCAUAAAGAUUUACAGCCUUGAGAACCCUGUGGGGCAGUUCAUACUCUGUCCUAUAAGGUCACUGUGAGUUGGAAUCAACUCGAAGGCAACAGGUUUGUUUGCUUUUUGGCCUGGUCCACACCUAGUUUCUACACUUUUGCUGUACCAAAUGCUGUUGAGUUUGACUAGCAUGAUCUCCAGGCCAUUGGAGAAUUUGGUUCCUUUUGAUCUUUAGCACCUGGGUGCUGUAGAGGCCAGAUGCACCAGCAGUGGGGCUUUUUGGAUUCUGGAGGGAAGAAUAGUCCUAGAACCCCACCUCCCCCAGCUACCACCAAUUGAGGAUUAAGAUGCUGAGAGGGAUGUUGCUCUGUGGACCUGCUCUGGAGCUGAUCUCUUCUGGCACUGGGACUACUGAAGGACAGCAACAGCUUCCUGAAGUGUGGACCUGAAGAUGCUGCCCUGUGUCUCACGGACAAAUGGAUGUUUGCCCCCAGGGCCCGUUAACAACAGUUACAAUUAGUAAUUCUUCAUAUCAAUGAAACGUUACUUUUUAUUUCUUAGACUUGUUGAAUUUUUUUUUUAAUUCCUAUCAAAGUAAUAUAUACUUAUGGUAAAAACAAAAUUCUCUUGCCCCAGUCCUAUUUCUACAAGUCAAUCACUUCUAACUUCUUUUUAGCUAUUAUUUCUGCUUUUUCUCUGCAUAUGUCUAGGUAUAUGUUUUACUUCUAUUUCCUGAAUUACAAUUUUAUGUAGUAUCUUUUCUACCAGACAGAUGUCAUUUGCAUCUCUACUGGACAACAAUUAUAGGCUCUUCAUUCGUUUUCUACAAGUCAAUGAUAAAUACACCAGACCAAACCAAUUGCCAUUGUGCCAAUUCCAACUCAUGGUGACCCCAUAUGUUGCAGAGCAGAACUGUUCCAGAUGGUUUUUCAAGGCUGUGACCUUUAGAAGGCAGAUUGCCAGGCUUUUUUACCUAGGUGCGUCUGGGUGGGUUUGAAUUGUCAACCUUUCAAUUAGCAGCUGAGAACUUAACCAUUUGUGCCAAGCAGAGACUCCUAAUAACAGUCAAUAGCAAAUAGUAAGUCAAACAAAAUUGUAUUUCCAUAGAGAAUGUGGGUCUGUUAGACAAUGCUGUCAUUGAAAAGGUAUACAAUCAUGUUUUUGCCUUUUUUAGUAUUUGGGUAAUUUUUCCUAAUGACGUGAUCUCCUUCAGCUUUUUCAUUUUAUUGGUGAGGAAAGGGAGGUACCUGAAGUGGAUGUGACUUGCUGAAGGUGACACCAACAUUUUGUAAUAGGACUAGAAAUAAUGGCACUCUUGCUUUUUGGUCUUUCAGUUCUGACUCCUGGAGUUGGGAUGUGAUGAAACAUGGUGUAAGAGAUCAGCAACGAUUACCCAGAGCAAGAUGACAGAGCAAAAGAUGAGCUACCUCACUCCUAAAAUUAGGGCUGUCCUUAUCUGGCAGGGUGACUUACCCAAGGUGGGGCACCCCAAGCCACCCAAGCAUUGUUCUGUAACGAUGCAAGUGCUGAAAUGUAUUGUUACCCAUAUUUCCCAAACUGGAAGCAACAUCAGAAUGACCUGGGGUGUGUGCUAAAAAUGCAGGUGAUUGAGCCCACCCUGAUCUAACAAAUUAAAACCCACCCCCUUGAAAUUCUAAAUUAUCAGCUUUAAUGUUGGGAUUGAAUCAAUUUUUUACCAAGGACUUUAGGGAAUGCUGAUGAUUACUUAAGCUUGGGAAAUACUCUUCUGGACCAUCCCAAUGGAGUUUCGUGUGUGAAAAGACUCAGACUAAUCAUGCUUGAGAUGACCUGUGUGUUUCUACAGAAAUAGGUACAUAACAUACUGUUUACUGAUUUUGUUGAUGUUUCCUUCUCUAGGAUUGUUCUCUCUUGAGUGAUUUAGCAGUGAAUUGAACAAAAUGCCUUAUAUAAAAGUGUUUAAACCCUCAAGUAUAAUUUCACAAUAGCCCAAAGCUGGAAAGAACCCAGAUUUUCUUUGACAAGAGAACGGAUAAACAAAUUGUGUUAUAUUCAUAAAAAUAAUAAUAUCAUCAAUAAAAGGACAUGAAUUACUAAUAGAGAUUCAACUAGAUGAAUGUCAAAAAUAUUAUCAGAGGAAGUCAAACAGAAAAGGAGUACAUAUUGUAUGCGUUCAUUGAUUGACAUUCAAGUAAUCUGUGGCGGUAGAAACUAGGACAGAGGUUUAUUUGGCAGCAAUGAGGACAAACAGAAGAUCCUAAAAGCUGUGGAGAACUAAAACUGUCACACUCAACGGAUCAAAAAACCACAAUGACUUUGCACUUCUCUGUAGCAAUACAGGAGUUAGAAAUCAAUGAAGAAGUGGUUUCCAAAUUCUGAAGGAAAGUGGUUUCCAACCUAGAAUUCCACAGCCAAUCAGUUAAGUGAAGAACAGAAUAAAUGCAUUUUCGUAAAAGCAAGACUGAUGAUUUCUUAUGUACUUUUACUUAAGAAGCUACUAAAAGGUGUGCUUUGCCAAAACAAGGGCUUACUCUAAGAAAGAUGAAAACGUGGACUCUCGGAAACAGGGGACAUUACCCCAAAGGGAGGCAAAGUGAGCCUGCAAGAUGGUGGCAAAUGCAGAUUCCAAGAGGUCAGGCAGAGCGAAGCUGUUCAGGAAGUUAUUCAGUUUACUAUAUGCCCUAGCUGUCAAUAGUGCUUGCAUAGUUAUAAUAAUAUAAACUCUGUAUAGUGAUCUAUCUGAAAUUAUGAUGUAAAUAUUUUGUGAGGAUUUGUGGAUGGAUGGAUGUGUGCGUGUGUUGGGGGGUGUACAUGUGCGCAUGCACACACAUGCAGUAGGGGCCAGGUGGGUGUGAAUGAAAGAUCCAAAACUUGUCUUUCGUAGAAGGAUGUCCAUUCAUAAUUCUAAAAGUGAAAAAAUCAAGAUGUAGCAACAUAUUCAUGGUAUUUAGAGAUAUGAAGGCAAAUAUCAAAAAUAAGCAGUUAAAAGAGUUAAAAGUGGUUGUCUUCAAGUAGCAGGAAAUAAUGACUAUUCUGUUUCACAGCAAGCUUUGUAUUCCUCAUUGGAUUUUAAAAUUACGUGGAAGUAAUUUUGAUGAAACUUCAAAAAAAGUGUAUGGUUCCAUAUUGGUUAGUCUGUGACUUUAAGUGGCAAGAUGGCAUUUAGCUGAGUACACGGGCUUCCAGGAAGAAAGAUUCCAUGUAUAGCUGUUUUCCUUUCUACACUGAAAGCCUCCUCUUCCAUUUGAGUUGGAAACCAAAUCCGGUUCCCAGGCUUCAAGGGAGUGGAUACAUUCCAUCCACAGGGGGCAAACAGAAGAGGCCAGGUCUUGCGAGCGUUACAAUGGCGAUCCUUCUGCCUCCAUACCAUGGUAUGAACCAGCUUAUUACAGAAGUGGGCCACUAGGAGCUGGUGAGGUCUGGGCCAACAUGGGCCACAACUAGGUGAAAUAUUUUCUCUUGGAAAUGGAAAGAUCAGAACCAAGAGGAUUGGGGAGUAUUUUAUAUAGAAAGCUCAGGCUCUGUUCAUGGUUUCUGCAGAGAUGGUGUUUUCAAAUACACCAACAGUUGUCUAAUGUUUAACAUUUGAAUUUAAAAUAAUUUUUCUUUAUCAGUAGUACCUUUUCCAUUUAUUUAGCCGGUGGGUUGGAGGCCAUAAAUUGAGGAAACAGCCCUUCGUUUUCUGCUUGGGAAGGAUGUGCCAUCACUCUGAGUACAGGACUUCACCUUGAGGUUGCCUCGGGUUCGGACCCAAGGCUGUGGAGAGGGAGUGUUUUCAUUCUUUACACAUCCAUGUCUAUGGAUUUUAAUAUCUGGGUAUUUACACUUAAUACAUUCCUAAAGGAUUUUUUUUUCUCUCUGUAAAAUUUGGAUAAAAGAUUUUCUGGCUUUUAGAU